This is a messenger RNA of Odocoileus virginianus texanus, 1431 nucleotides long. Lineage: Eukaryota; Metazoa; Chordata; Mammalia; Artiodactyla; Cervidae. The record is from RefSeq and is a predicted model, not a curated record.
AUGACCCUUCCCAGCCUAGGGGCUGCCCACACCCCCGGCCAGGGGACCCCCGCGACGGCCGCUCGGGGCAGGGCUCAGCUUCCCCGUGCCUCGCCCUCCAAGGAACAAAUCAGCACAAACCCAGCAAUGUUCAUGGGCCAGAAGCUGCAGGCUCUGGGUGGCAGGGUGGGCUUCCUGCCCCAGCGCCCCCUCCACACGUCCAUCCUUGGGCGGAGCUGCCUCACCCUAUCCAAAGUCCCGAGCUCCUUGACCCUGGCCCACUGCGAAGGCAGUCUGCAGCGUUCUUGUGGCUCUCCCACCAUGGCUUGGUCCAGCUCCUCCAGCACCUCAGGCGGCCCCAUCGCCAGAGGAUCUCGAAGGAGGAGGCUCGUUCUGAAGCUGAGCCAGAAGGACACCCUGCAAGCGCUCUUUCAACAGAACCCCUACCCUGGGAUAGCGACCAGAGAACGACUGGCCCGAGAGCUUGGCAUUGCCGAAAGUAGAGUUCAGGUCUAGUUUCAGAACCAACGAAGAAGACGGUUAAAGCAGAGCCAAUCGCCGUCUGCAAAUAUGCGCCAAGACGGGGAAGGGGCGACAGGGUCCACGGCCAGGCCACCGUCGACACCUCCUCGACCUCAGUCUUCCACUCAAGAAGACUCGGCCAGAGAGGCCAGGAGAAAGAGGACAGCCAUCUCUCCUUCUCAAACAAGCAUCCUUGUGCAAGCCUUCACGAGGGAUCGCUUUCCGGGGAUUGCCGCCAGGGAAGAACUGGCUCGACAGACGGGAAUCCCAGAACCUCGAAUCAAGAUAUGGUUUCAAAACCGAAGAGCUCGGCACCCCCAGCAGAGCGCAAGGGGGCCUGGCAAUGUCCGGGCCCGAGGACCAGGCGGCGCAUCGGCCACGACCGCUCCUGCUCCAGAGGACCGAAGGGCCCCACCCGCUGUCCACAGCACCUCUCCUCCCCUUGGCCCCUCUCAGACACAGGAGAGCAUUCCACCCUUGGCUGCAGCCGCUCCUUUGGGCGCCCCCACCUUCUGGGUGCCCGGGACUGCCUCUGGGCUCUGUGUGGGCCAGCCGUUGAUGUUCUUCGUGAUCCAGCCCAGCCCGAUGGCUCUCCAGCCAAGUGAGAAGCCACCACCUCCUCCCCAGGUAGCAGUGCCCUGGGCCGCGUGCUCCCCUGCUGACACGGCCCCUUGGCAGCCUGGGCCAGGGGCUAUCCUGCCGCCUCUACAGCCUGAGACACACAUCAGGCGGAGGCCAGAGUCACCCGUUGCUGACGGCACGGCCCCUCCGCUAGAGCCACAGCCCCAUCCGCCCAGCCUUCCAAGAUCGACAAGCCUCCUAGAUGAGCUCUUGGCGGCCACCGGCAUCCUGGAAACGCAGGCACCUCCGCGGGGGACGCUGCAGAUGCACGAGUGCACCCUUCCCUCCCAGGCGAACCCAGCAUCCUAG